AGAGAGAAAAAAGAAAAACGAGAGAAAGUCAUUUUAUGUUGCUGAUGACAAAGCCUGCUAAAAAAGCGCAGAAACCAAUUCUUCUCUUCUUUUUUGUAAGAAAUCCUCAGCUUCUUUACACAGAGAGUGAGACGCUUUUCUAGGGUUUUCUGCUAUACCCAAAAGAUUGAGGCUCUGUAAAUUUUAGCUUAUACAAAAGCCAAUUCAGACUUAAAGAAGAGACACACACAAAAGUUUGAUUUCUCGAUGCCCUAGGGUCUCACUUAUCUGAAACUGUCUUUUACUUCUUCAACAAUGUCAUCUUCUGUUUCUGUUCGUGUGGAGAAAGCCACUAGCGAUCUCUUGAUCGGGCCUGACUGGACCAUGAAUCUUGAGAUAUGUGACUCCAUCAAUUCUGACCAAUGGCAUGCAAAAGAUGUUGUCAAAGCAGUUAAGAAGCGUCUUCAAAAUAAAAAUCCAAAAGUUCAACUGCUUGCCUUAACGCUUCUGGAGACAUUGAUAAAAAAUUGUGGUCAAUUUGUGCAUCUUCAAGUUGUUGAGAGAAAUAUUCUGCAAGAAAUGGUGAAAAUUGUGAAGAAAAAGACAGAUAUGGAGGUGAGAGAUAAGAUUUUGGUGCUAUUAGAUUCGUGGCAAGAAGCAUUUGGGGGUCCAGGAGGAAAGUAUCCCCAAUAUUUUUUGGCUUAUGAUGAAUUACGGAGAUCUGGGGUAGAGUUCCCUCAACGUUCAGGAAAUACAGUUCCAGUCUUCACUCCUCCAGUUACACAUCCUAUAGCUAGACAUCCUCAAACAGGUUAUGGAAUGCCUCCUGAUGCUUCUAGGAGGCUGGAUGAGGCAAUGGCAUCUGAAAUGCAAGUCUUAUGUUUCAGUUUAUCAAAUAUGGAUGCUAUCCGGAGUGUAAUGGAACUUUUGGCUGACAUGCUGCAAGCUGUGAAUCCAAAUGAUCGUAAUGCUGUUAAAGAUGAAGUGAUUGUAGAUCUUGUUAGCCAAUGUCGCUCCAACAAAGGAAGGCUGAUGCAAUUGCUAAAUUCAACUUUGGAUGAGGAGCUUCUUGGACGGGGCCUUGCAUUGAAUGAUAACCUACAAAGUCUACUUGCCAAGCAUGAUGCCAUUGCAUCUGGUUCUCCCCUACCAUCAGAGCCUGUUGCUUCAAGUUCCACAAGAAUUUCUACUCCUGCACCCCUUGCAACUGCUCGUGGUGAAAAGGAUGAUGAAGAUGAAGAUGAUGAGGAUGAUGACUUUGCUCAACUUGCUCGCAGGCCUUCAAAAGCCUGGCCAGUACCUUCUCAUGGCUUAUCUGGUGAAACCAGUAACAAGUUUGAUUCAGCCCAGUUGAAUGACCCAUCAGUGACAACCUCAAAUACAACCAAUGCUGCAGCUACAUCUACAUCUACAACUACCAACACAAACUCCAUAUUUAGCGGUCCAUUAGCUUUACCGGAGCCCCCACAACCAGUAAGAACGACCACAAAAGCGCUGGACAUGAUCGACCUCUUGAGCAACACUCUAGCCACCAGUUCUUCACCUCACACCCCUCUCACUCCUCACAUCCCUCUCACUCCACCGCAUGUCGGUCCCACUUCACCUUCUUUCACUACAAACCAACCUCACACCCCUAUGGGCCCUAUGUCACCUUCUCUCACCACAAAGCAACGUCAUACCCAUGCAGGCCCUAUGUCACGUUCUCUCUCUACAAACCAACCUCAAACCCCUCGCACCCCCACAGGCCCUACAUCACCUUCUCUCACCACAAACCAACCUCACACCCCUUUCUCUCCUCCUACCCCGUCAGGACCUGCAUCAUCGUCUUCCACCUCACACCGACCUCCAUACACUAACCAUGCAGACCCAUCUUCUCACCAAUCCUCCAUCACCCCAAAUGCUCAAGGUUACCCCUACAAUCCUACUCCAUACCUCAAUCAUCAAGGGCAAGUUCAAGUCCCAUACAACACUUACGUUGCACCUUGGGCUCAACAACCUAGAUUCACCCAGUCUCCAAUACAGAACCCAUCUAGUGUUUAUCCUCCUCCACCUUGGGCUACUGCAAAUUUGGGUUCUGGGGCUCCUAUACAACAAAACCCUUAUCAAUUCCCGGUCUCUCAAUCGAAUCCCACUACUACUUACUCCCCUCAAAAGGCAUCGCCAACUUCUCUUCAGCAGAAUUACUCUUUUGGAUCGAGGGUCAACAAUGCAACCCCAUCUUUGGGGGGUGAAGCAAGCAAUGUACAAAGGCAAGCACCUCAGAGAUCGUUCAUUUCGGCUGAUCACUAUUUUGAGGGCCUCAUUGACUUGAAAGGCGCAAAGGGAAGUAGCACCUCACCAAAAAUGAACAGGGAAGGUACAUUAGGUGGAAGAAAGUGAACUUUUGUAUUAAUUGUGUUGCAUAUUUGAGGGAAUUUGGAAUUCAUUUGAUGGUAUGUAUAUGUGAUGGUUGCCAUUGCAAGUAUGUUGUUUGUUGCAUUAAUGUUUCUAUACUAUGUGUCUGUGUUUUUAGUUUU
Molecule: messenger RNA, 2495 nt
Organism: Amborella trichopoda
Lineage: Eukaryota; Viridiplantae; Streptophyta; Magnoliopsida; Amborellales; Amborellaceae
Product: TOM1-like protein 6
Biological process (GO): protein transport to vacuole involved in ubiquitin-dependent protein catabolic process via the multivesicular body sorting pathway
Molecular function (GO): ubiquitin binding; phosphatidylinositol binding
Source: RefSeq, a predicted model, not a curated record